This is a messenger RNA of Zophobas morio, 1061 nucleotides long. Its product is annotated as THAP domain-containing protein 1-like. Bases 305 to 838 code for a protein of 177 amino acids. The record is from RefSeq and is a predicted model, not a curated record. Lineage: Eukaryota; Metazoa; Arthropoda; Insecta; Coleoptera; Tenebrionidae. Gene Ontology annotation, molecular function: sequence-specific DNA binding. The transcript is spliced from 4 exons.
GAUACACCGGUUUUAGCCAUUCUAUUUAGCUGUUUUAUACAAAUAAACUGUGUUUGAUUUGUUAUUUCGAAGUGUUUGUGUCAUAAAUAGUGUUUCUUGAUGAAGACGAUCAAUUUUCUUUAAUUUGUUUCUUCAAUUGUGGAUUUAUCAGGCUAUUUUUUGUGGAUUAGUGACUGAUGAACAGUGUUGGACAGUGUUUUUUUUUUGUAGUUUGUAGUGUAAUUAUUAUACGAAUAGUUGGUGGUUAUUACUGUUUUCUUUUUGUUUUACUAGUUCUUGAUUAGAAGACUUAGACUUUAAUAAAAUGGUGAUCUCUUGCUCAGCGUAUGGUUGUACAAAUCGACAAAAGAAAGGUGUCGACAUAUCCUUUCAUAGUUUCCCAUCUGAUACAAUUUUGCGGCAGCAAUGGAUCAUAGCUAUGAAACGACAAAAUUUUCAACCCUCAAAAUAUUCCAAAUUGUGUUCAGAACAUUUUCAGAAGGAUGACUUUAUUCAUAAUUUUGGGUUGAAAACAUUAAAAAAGGAUGUAAUUCCUACAAUAUUUAAAUUUCCACCGCAUCUGAUGAAAAAAGAACCCAUGAAACGAUCCACUAGAUUGCAAAGGACGGCAGCAUCAACAUCAUUUUCAGUGGGUCAUGCACCUCCGCCAUUAGCAAGCACAAGUUUUACAAAUGCCGAAGAAGUGAACAGUAACCCUGAAUUGGAGCAGUGUGUUCCUGUAACCGACAUGCCAGAAGAACCUGCUGCUAUGCCAGAACUACCGCCAGCAUCAUCGUUUUUGCAGUGCAGAAAACGGAAAAGAGAUCAACCAGUAUAUAUGGGUGACUUCUCUCAAUAAGAUUUGGAAAAUCCUAAGAAGUUUAAAGUUAUGUGGGAGAUAGCAGAGAAGACAGUAAAUAGACAGAAACAAAGAAUAUCAUACUUACAAACAAACGUAUGCAGACUUCAAAAAAGAAUAAAAUCAUUAAAUGAUUUAGUGAAUCACUUAAAGAAUACAAACAGAGUUUCUUCUGAAUGCCAUUUACUGCUUCAGGUUUGACAAAUUGUGGUAUCAGAAGUAU